Molecule: messenger RNA, 2911 nt
Organism: Nelumbo nucifera (sacred lotus)
Lineage: Eukaryota; Viridiplantae; Streptophyta; Magnoliopsida; Proteales; Nelumbonaceae
Biological process (GO): transcription initiation at RNA polymerase I promoter
Cellular component (GO): nucleus
Molecular function (GO): RNA polymerase I general transcription initiation factor activity; RNA polymerase I core binding
Source: RefSeq, a predicted model, not a curated record
GUUUAGAUUCUAAAUAUCCAAGCCGGUAUGAGUUUUGGUGCGGGUACGGAUCGGAAGGUUUGGGGAAGCGGGUAGUCUACAAUUUACAUAAUCCUAACCCGCCUCGUGCUGAAGAGAGGGAAACCCUAAUCUUUCAUUCGAUCUCUUUUUUCUUUCUUAGGCAAUGCAUGGUAGUUGGAAUUUUCAAGUCUCCAUAGCAGGCCAUCUUGUAACAGCAGCCCGUUAAUAGUUUCUACAUCUCAAGAUCCAACAGCUGGUGGAGGGCAAAGGGCAGCGGUAGUGGCAGCCAACGCCCAAGUCUCGGCGGUGGUCUUCAGAAGAAGUAGAAGUAGAAGGUAGCAGACGAAGAUUAAACCCCAACAGGUUCUGACCUAGAUUGGAGAGUAUGGGUGUGGAAUUGGCAACUGACAGACCUGGAUUCUACGAAAUGGUAGAUGUUGAUGUUAGUGAUUCGGAGCUGGUCUACCAUGUCCGUGAUGCCCUAAAAUCAGUAUCCCAAGGUGAUAGUGAUCAUUAUAACCAGCUGAUUGCGGUUAUGCACUAUACUGGACGUCUUGCUCCUGAUGAGGUGGCAAUGCUUGUGACAAGUUUAAAGGCAUUGUCAGGAUCUAUCUCUUACAUUGACAUCAUUCACCAUGAAUCUCUUCUCUCAUCUAUUUUUGGGAUGAGUAUGUGGAACUAUGGACCUGAUGUAAUGGAUGCAUUAGUUGAACUAAUUAUAUCUUUGGCUGCUUCAAAUGGAAAGUUUGUUGAUUCAUGUUUGGACAUGCUUGUGAGAAACUUCACGCCACCCAAAUCUUACUUAGAUUUACUUGGUCAUCCUCGUGGUCUUGCAAGAAAACAUGAAGUGCUUGAUCGGGUGCAUUCAGCUUUAAGCCACAUAGCUGAUUUGGUUCCUCUUGCCCCCAUGAGGUUAACUCCUAUAAUUCUCCAGAGAAUGCCACACAUGUUUGACAAGGAAACUUUGAUUGUGAUAUAUGUGGAGAGCAUGUUACGGCUGGAGAGCAGUGCACUUGGAGAGUUUGUUGGGAGCACAAUGCUAAUGGCAUUGGUGGACAGGCUUAUAGAUUUAGAUGUGGAGAUAUCUUGGGAUGAUAUUGUACUAGAAGACUCUGGCAAAGGGAUAUUUGACAUGGAACUAGAAGAUGUCGAUGAUAUUAUAGGCUAUGCUGAGAAAGAUGGUUUUGAGCAUCCAAGAGGAACUCUUGGCAGGCAGAGUUUGGGGACCAAUGCAGUUGCUGACAAAUUAGAUAGCUUGAUGGUACUUGCUUGUGAACAUCUUAAAUCAUGUGCUGACGGUGAACGUCUGACAAAGGUGUUCGAAACACUUCUUCAGUCUUUUUGGGUAACCAUCCUGAAUGCAUAUAAGUCAAAGUUUUCCCAAUUUGUAAUGUUCUAUGCCUGCUCGUUGGAUCCUGAACAUUGUGGAGAGAGAUUUGCAGUUUUUCUUGCUGAUAUUUUUGUAUGCAGAACCCAUCCUGCACUUACAAGGAUGAGUGCUGUUGCUUACCUUGCUAGUUAUUUAUCCCGUGGAAAGUUUCUGCCACCCUCCUUGAUUGCCAGCACAUUGAAGAGACUAGUGGAUUGGUGCCUCGAAUAUUGCCAAGUUCAGAAUGGAGAGGAGAAAACUUUAUAUCCGGAAACUCAUAGAGUGUUUUAUUCUGGAUGCCAGGCUAUUAUGUAUGUGCUCUGCUUCCGUAUGAGGUCAAUGAUGGACUCUCACCGUCUGAAAUCACAGCUGCUUCACAUGCCUCUAGAACCCAUAUUUCGCCAUCAAUUGGAUCCAUUGAAGGUGUGUCUUCCCUCCAUUGUGGAGGAAUUCCUCCGUCAGGCAAAAGCUGCUCACCUGUUCACUGUGUCAGAGACGUUUCUGUUUAACAACUUGUUAGAAUCAGAUUUAUCAAAGGCCUUUGGUGGGAUGGAAAGGCUUGACAUGUUCUUCCCAUUUGAUCCAUGCUUAUUAAAAAAAUGUGACAGAUUUAUCCGACCAAGUUUUGUGUAUUGGUCGAUGGUUAAAACUACUUAUGAUGAAGGCGAAGACUGCAGUAGUGAAGAAGAUAUCAAUGAAUAUUUUGAUGGGAAUGGCAAAAGCUACAUGGAUGGUGGCAUCACAAGGAGUCUCGAUGAGCAUGAUCUCGAUCUUGAUGAAUUUGAGUGCCAAUUGAAUAAAAUGUCAAUUACUCCCAGGAAUUCCUUGAAAAAUGGAUUGAUAAAUAAAUUGGAGAACUAUAUGAGAAUGCCUGCCAGAAUUAGACCUUCCACUAGUCCCGAAUCAUUGUGAUAUGCGGGUUGUUUUCCCUUGCUGCAUUCUCGAUAUGGGAAGGGAGGAGGAUAAGCCAGUUUUGUCUGAGUUACGAUACCCGUCUCAUCAAAAGCUUAAGAGAGAGGCUGGGUGGUAAGUUUUCUAAAGUCUCUCAUGCAAGGUUUAUAUUAAUAACCAUGUCAUGUAAUCCCUGGUUUAUUCAAACUCCAGAAUUUUGUCAUAGCGUCAUGUAAAUGAUUGAAUCCGAGUCCGUGUACACUAAGCGCUCGGCAGCUGAUGCUGUUUUAAACUAGAGAUUUGUUGGUCAUUUCAAAGAGUUUUGUUUUCUGUGGCCCGUGGGUUGGUGGCUUGAAGACUUCCAAGGUUUGACGUUUGAGAUGUGGAGAUCCAGAAGCGAAAUUGUAAGGUCUUAAGGCAAUCUGCUGAAUUGGUGCUUUUUGAACUGUGCUGCGUCGGAUGGUUGAAUGCCAGGCAAAAUGGAUUUCUUUGAAACCUUUGGCUGUUACCCUCUCAUGUUUUGGUUGUAAUACUGUAAUAUAUAAUGGUCGAGAUUGGUCGGAAUACUUGUUUAAGGUAAAACGCUAAGAGUGGUAUCAAAUAAAUAGAUGUUCAAAAUGCUUGCAUGUGAUUGAAUUCUAUGCUACGGUC